Molecule: messenger RNA, 1702 nt
Organism: Canis lupus familiaris (dog)
Lineage: Eukaryota; Metazoa; Chordata; Mammalia; Carnivora; Canidae
Gene: NUDT16
Product: nudix hydrolase 16
Exons: 3
Coding region: 25-612 (195 amino acids)
Biological process (GO): mRNA catabolic process; sno(s)RNA catabolic process
Cellular component (GO): nucleus
Molecular function (GO): phosphodiesterase decapping endonuclease activity; snoRNA binding
Source: RefSeq, a predicted model, not a curated record
CCCUCGGGACCGCGGCGCGGGGCCAUGGCCGGGGCCCGCAAGCUGGAGCUGCAGGACGCCCUGGCGCUGGGGCCCGGCUGGCGGCACGCGUGCCACGCGCUGCUCUACGCGCCCGACCCCGGGCUGCUGUUCGGCCGCAUCCCGCUGCGCUACGCCGUCCUGAUGCAGAUGCGCUUCGACGGGCGCCUCGGCUUCCCCGGCGGCCUGGUCAACUUGCAGGACGGCUCCCUGGAGGCCGGGCUGAGGCGCGAGCUGAGCGAGGAGCUGGGCGAGGCGGCGGCCCACGUGCCCCUGGAGCGCGCCGACUACCGCAGCUCGCACGCCGCGCCCGGGCCGCGGGUGGUCGCCCACUUCUACGCCAAGCAGCUGACGCUCGAGCAGCUGCUGGCGGUGGAGAAGGGCGCCCCGCGCGCCAAGGACCACGGGCUGGAGGUGCUAGGCCUGGUACGGGUGCCCCUGUAUACCCUGCGGGAUGGUGUGGGAGGCCUGCCUGCCUUCCUGGAAAAUUCCUUUAUUGGAGCUGCAAAGGAGCAGCUGCUGGAAGCCCUUCAGGAUUUAGAACUGGUGGAACCUGGUUCUCUUACAGCCCAUAAGAUCUCCCUCCCUCACUAGAGGCAGCCCUCUGUGGAGCCGUGGAACCUGAGAUGAGGUCCUUGGGACAAAGGAGAGGAGGAGGGAACAGGGAAUGUUUUCUCUUCUGAGCUUGAUAGAUGAUAACAGAUUAAAAGCAGUAUGUGCAGUAUGUCUGAAUGGAGCUCCCGCCCCCCUGCCCCCCCCCCCCCCCAGCCCAGCAGCUCUCCACAUCCAGAGCAAAAACCUGCAGCUCAUCCCAGGGACCCUGGCUAAUCCUCAGAGCCUGCCCCCUCUCUGUCCAUUUGCACACACACAGCAUGGUAGCCCCCGGACAUAGGAAUGUCCAGCCUAUACCCACGUACAAGCUGACACCUCCCCAUAACCACCACAUGCAAUUUAACCAGGAAGUGGCAUGUGUGAGGUAUAGCUUGUCAUCAGAGCCACAUCCUUGUUAGCGAGGAGAGAGAAGCAACACGGUCGCUUUACCCACUGAACAUGGUCACAUCCUUGCCUGGGUGUUGACAGAAGCAAUAUACCCCUGGAAGGUGGGUAGAGAAUCCUAACCAACCUGCUGUCUUCUGAAACUGAGCAGAAGGGUGAGAAAAAUGGCUUGGUCUCCUUGGAUUUGAGACUUCAGGGUCCUGGUACAUCUCCAAAGCUGUCAUCUGGGACCCCUUAGACGGGACAUCGGAAGGGAAUGGACCCAGCUCUAGCCUACCUCUGUCCUCACAAAAAGAGUCUGCCAGCAAAGAGGGCUUGUAGCGGAGCCUCAGAGCCCUUUGGUUUUUUCACCAAAUAAUCAGUAUGAGGUACUGGAGAUCUGGGGACAAAAGAGUCAUAGGUCUUGCUCUCCACAGGGUUAAAGGGCUAAAUGGCAAAUUUCAGGCUUCAUGGGCCGCGUGGUCUUUGUAGCAUCUGCUCAGCUCUUUCAUUUCAGAAGUAGCAACGAACAAUAAUGGGCAUAGCUGUGUUCCAGUAAAACUUCAUAAAAGGAGGUGGCCAGCCCGAGGGUGAUAGUAUGCCAACGCUUGCUCUAGAACGGACGAUAAGUAAUCAAUUUAAUUAUGAUGCCUAUUUACUUGUUUCAUUUAUGUCAGUGUUAAGAAAGAAAUAAAAGAUUGAUACAGGC